AUGAAGGAAGAAGACGAGUCCAGGGAGAAGAUUCAGCUCGCUAAUGAGCUCAAACCUCCCAACGAAUCUAAAAAUCUUCAUCCAGAGAGGAGAAAAGAAGAAGCUUAUCGACCUUCUCGGCCGUCCCUGAAACCAGCCUUAUCGAUUGCUUCGGGUGCAACAAGGUAUUCCAGCAUUUACUUCAACGAGGGGUUAUUCAAAACCUUCCACAAGAAUUAUCCCGACAUCAUGAAUGCCCCGGAAGGAUCGGGCCUUCCGUUACUCAGGUUCCACUUGAGUGAGGAGAGCAAGCAAUGGACUCAACUUCUUACCAACUUCCAGCUCCCACUGAUUGAACGACAGAUCAUGGAGUUCUAUGUGCGCAGUUUUCAGCAUGCGAGAGGGUCGACGGCGAGUUUAAUCCGAGCAUUAAUCACGCCCGCCCUAGUUCCACGCAUUCUGUACACACCCACGACCAGACCGGAAGUGAAGAAUCUUGUUCAGAGUUCAAAUCCCAUCAUCACCGGCUUUGAUAAGAGAGCCUUCCCCGAGGAACACUUGCGACCUCUGAGUGAGCACUUCCGCCAAUCCGGUCGGCUCGCAGCAUUGAGACCCUCUGCCGUCGUCUACUUCCCAUUUUUUCUAUGCGAAGUAGCAUCAAGCCACGAAAGCCUCCAUCUUGCUGAGCUCAAGAAUACCCGCAGCGCAGAUACAAUCAUACAGGCGCUCACGACAUUAUUCGACACUGCUGGUCAACUAGAAUUGUUAAACCGCAAUAUAGUGGUUUUUUCGCUCGCCCACAAUGACACCAUUGCCAGAGUAAUUGGGCAUUACCCAGUUAUCGAGGGCGGUGUCAUCCAUCACCGGGCAUAUCAUCUGAUAACUGAUGAUAUAUCGGUCGAGGCAGGCAAAUGCUACCGAAUCAUUCGUCACUUUGUGGAGCGAUUAUACCAAGAGUGGUCGCCGAGACUUAUGCUGUUGAUCCAGGGGGCCCUUGCGGCGGUUGCGAACUCCUGGCAUAACGGAGCUGAGCAGUCACGUCCGGAUAAUCAGAUCAAGGCGGAACCGAGCGAGGAGUGA
Molecule: messenger RNA, 1059 nt
Organism: Clonostachys rhizophaga
Lineage: Eukaryota; Fungi; Ascomycota; Sordariomycetes; Hypocreales; Bionectriaceae
Source: the annotation of a GenBank genome assembly